Cottoperca gobio is the source of this 1041-nucleotide messenger RNA. RefSeq names its product BCL2 interacting protein like (gene bnipl). The record is from RefSeq and is a predicted model, not a curated record. The transcript has 8 exons. Gene Ontology annotation, cellular component: cytoplasm. Gene Ontology annotation, biological process: apoptotic process. Bases 1 to 915 code for a protein of 304 amino acids. NCBI's taxonomy places the organism in Eukaryota, Metazoa, Chordata, Actinopteri, Perciformes, Bovichtidae.
AUGGGGGGGGUGACUCCGCCCACCAGCCUUGCCCUAUCCGGAGCUGCUGGGGGCGGCGCUAAGAAGCGCCUGGUGGCGCCGACACUCAGCCUCACUCUGAGCCGCAGAGACUCUCAUGACCCAAGCAGCGACAGCUUCUCCGCCGCCGCACUGUCUGGGACGCCCGAGGAGACGCCGUCACUCGACAUCAACCUGGAGGCGCUGGAGACGCCAUCGGGCAGCGAGACGGGAACGCUGCCUGACGGCGUCUACGAGCUGGAGUGGGAAGAUGACCUCCCCCGAAUGGCGAGAGCCGGGGCCUCGUCCGAGAGUGUGGCCAGGAGCCCAGUGGAGCAGACCGAGGAUCUGAUGGAGCUGGACCAGGUGGACCAGAGGGGGCGCCACUGGAGGAGGUUCUGCGUCUCCGGACACGAAUACCAAGUCAACAUGAGUGUCCUGGAACCGUACCUGCAGGUCCUGUCACACGGAGGUUACUAUGGAGCCGAGAUGAAUGCCAUCAUCCUGUUCACUUCCUGCUACCUGCCGGAGAACACGGUGCAGGACUACGACUACGUCAUGGACAACCUGUUCAGGUACAUUGUGGGAACGUUGGACCUGAUGGUUUCAGAGAACUACCUGCUCAUCUACCUGUGUGCCAUGGCUCCCAGAAACAAACUGCCGCCCAUCAAAUGGCUCAACCAGUGCUACACCUCCAUCGACCGGAGGCUGAAGAAGGACCUGAAGGGGCUGCUGGUGGUUCAUCCUGCCUGGUACAUCAGAGCUCUGCUCACUGUGGUCAAACCCUUCAUCAGUGAGAAGUUCAGCAGGAAGAUCCAGUUCAUCCAGACUCUGCAAGAACUCUCUCAGUUCAUCCCCAUAGACAGACUGCAGAUCCCAGACGCCAUACGGCAGUUUGAUGAGAAGCUGAACAGAUGACGGUCACAGAGGUCGACUGGUGGAUCCUGAAGGUCAAAUGUCAGCAGGAUCCUCUCAGCCUGAUGAUCUUUGACCUCCUGCCUGUACAGAACAAAAGACUCUGGGUUUAUUUAUACUGUCUUUAAA